Molecule: messenger RNA, 2202 nt
Organism: Cinara cedri
Lineage: Eukaryota; Metazoa; Arthropoda; Insecta; Hemiptera; Aphididae
Source: the annotation of a GenBank genome assembly
CUACCACUCACCAGAUUAUUCACAGUAUGAUCUUUGAGUCGUAAUGUCUAUCAUCAACCAGGAAUUUUUCAGUAAGUUAAACUUUAAUACUGUUAUACAUUUUUAUCUUUGAUAAUCAAAAAGUAUUACCUUAAACAAUAUUUUGUUUUAUUUUAAUAUUAGGUGUAUCAAUACUACGCUAUUAAAUUUUUCUAUUUUUAAAAUUAAACACAUACCAUGUUUUAACUUAUUAAUUUAAAAUAAAUUUACCUAUAUAUAUAUAUAUAUAUAUAUAUAUAUAUACAUACAUAAUUUACUUGAAAUUCUAGGAUACUUUGCAGUAUUGGCUAUGUGCAGCAUGGCCUUUGCUGAUGGUGGUAAUGGGGUGGUUGUAACCGCUAGAUCUAACGAUGAUUGUCAAGUAACACCUGUUAUCCAUGUUUUACAAUAUCCAGGAUGUGUACCUAAACCAAUACCUUCGUUUGCUUGUACAGGACGUUGCAGUAGCUAUCUUCAAGUAUCCAUAUUAUAUAUUUAAGGGAAAUGAUUUCAUAGUAGAUAGCAAUAAAAUGUUUUUUUUUUUUAUUAACAUUCAAUAAGGUUUCCGGUUCUAAAAUAUGGCAGAUGGAAAGGUCUUGCAUGUGUUGUCAAGAGAGCGGUGAACGAGAAGCUUCAGUAUCAUUAUUUUGUCCAAAAGCUAAACAAGGCGAGAAAAAAUUUAGAAAGGUAUAUAUAAUCUGAUUAUAUUUAAAAGGGUUUUUAAAAUAUUAAAAUAAGUUGUUAAAAAAAAUGUUAUCUAUAUAAAAUUCAACAAAACUAAAUGUUAAGAAAAAAAAUAGGAAGUGCAACCAAUAAUUAUUAUACUUAAUAAUUUAAUAAUCGAUUAGUAAACCUAAUCGAUAAAUAUGUUCAAUUGAUUUAUAUAUAGUUUACCUUACUUUACCUAUACUUACCUUUUAUUGUCUCAUUUUAAAAUGACGGUGGUUUACAAUGCAUACUUUUGGAUAGUACGUGUAGUCAAAUGAGAUGUAUUUCUAGGCCAAUUUUAGUUUCCAAUAGACUUAUACAGACACUAUUUAGUAAAAAAAUAAGUAGAUAGCUUCAUUUUUUUGUAACAUCACGUUAAAUAAAAAUAAAUUAUUUGUAUGUAGUAAUUUUGAAAUAGUAUAAAAUUAUACUAUACAUUUAUAUUAUUUUGAAUAAAAGUUUUAGUAUUUUCACACUUAGAAAAAAAUUUAAAAAAAGACAUACUAGGAUAAUAAUUCUAAAAUUGUAUCACGUUUAUAAAUAAAUAAAUAAAAGUUUUCCGCUCAAAUGUCAAGUCUCUACGAAUAUUUUUAACUGAAUUACAAUAAAUAACAAAAUUAAAAAAAAAUAAAAGCAUUAUUUUCGUAAAUUUCCAGUUUUACAUAAGUUUUAUCCUGAUUUUUCCCAGAUAUUAUGAAAAUCAAAAAAUUACCUCCCAAAAGUACUAUCUGGACAACAUUUCCUUUUAGAAAUGGUGUUCCGUGUAUAUAUCGAGAUUUCUGGUAGAAUUUUUGUACACAGGAUAAAAAAAUAAAAAAUAAUAAUUAUCUUAGUAAAACCAAAACAUUCUUUGCUAUACUCAGAAUCUAAAAAUAACAAAUAGGUAGGUAUUAUGUGUAAGUAAUUAUUAGAUAAGGCACAAGGCCAGAGGGCAGUAACGUAGUCAGAAUUUAUCAAUGAGGAUGUUUUAAAGGGUCUAGAGAUGAAUAGUGUCCUACAACCUUUUCAACCUUACCUAAAACUAAAAAAGCAAUAAGGGAGGGGGAGUCCAACCCUCUCACGACUACGCUACUGCAAAAGGUCUUGGAUAAACAAUUUUUUGAAAAUACUGUUUUUAUGCAAAACAAUUAUAAAUCUAUUCCUAUCAUCUUAAAUAUUUGCUUAAUUUUUAUGACAGGUAACUACGAAAGCUCCAUUGGAGUGUAUGUGUCGUCCAUGUACUGGUAUUGAGGAGAGUGCGGUAAUUCCUCAAGAAAUGUCCAACUAUGCCGCUGACGAACCACCAAUCAAUGGACAUUUUGCUAAAUCUAUUUAAAUUAUUGAUCAAUAAACAAUGAAAGUGUUUAAAUUUAUUUCAUUUUUUUACAGCUUAAAAAAAUUAUUCAUCUGCCAUGUUCGUAUCUAUAAAAUAUGUAAUAUUUUAUUCAGUCAUAUAAUGUUUUAAUUGUUAUAUAAUUAUAAUGAUUUAUACAAUAA